AUGUACAGCUCAAACGAAUUCCUGCACAGCGCAGGCGUGAGUCGUCACAUGCAGGCAACUGGUGAAACGCCGACCCAGAAGACUAGCAUGAAACGACGUUCGUGUGAAGUGCCUUUAGGUGACAUUUCAUCUAAUAAUUUCAAGGUGUCCCUUGGUGAUAUAACGAAUGAAGGUCCAAACUACGACUGUAGAUCGUUGCGAUCCACCAAAUCUGAAGACACGCGAUCGCUAAGGUCUUAUAGGCCCAUCGAUAGUCGUAGUGUAAAGAACUUUAGAUCUUCUUUGGCUGAUAUUACAUCAUACUCUCUGUCUCGUCCGCCAAGCUACGAUCAGCUAUCUCGUAGAUCUGUGGUGGAAGGUAACGAUGGGAUAACAUCAAGUAUUGAAGGUGUUCUCUGGUCUGAUGAAGAGGAAAACGAGUACUUCUAUCAAGAAAACAUCACUACAGCCUGGAAUCAAGACUUGGCGGCUUUACGACAACUUCUGGAGAGCGAAACGGGAGGCACAACCUGUCCAAGUUGUAACAUGCCAUUUGAUAAGGGUAAAAAGAGAAAGUUAAUUGACACAUGCGGACAUGAGCGCUGCUAUUCCUGUAUGUUCAGAAACGAAGCCUGCCCAAUUUGUGCAAGAAAAAGUCAGGGAAGACGUCCAGUUAUGGAGAGAUAUACCCCAUCUCCACAACGACAAGUGGAUCAUGAAUGGCAGUCACCGAUGCGACUACCAAAACCACCGAAGCCAUCGAGUCUCGCUCAAAGCUGCCCCACACCUCCUCACACUAGAAGAAGAUUCUUCCUUAGUCCUAAAUCCUUGCGCAGUCCAUUCGGCCAACGAAGCCGCCAUUCUCACGAAAACCACGUGCCUCUAUCAGGGUUACCGGAAGAAGGUCCUAGGAACGCAGCGUGGACGAGCUUGGUGUUUAAUAAGAUAAGAUCCUUGUGGUCUGCCCAAUCCUCAGUGCCUCAAGGACUCAACCAGUUAACAGAUGACGAAGGAGGUCAUAUCAAACAAGGUUAUGAGACCAGACGGCAAAAUGACUUGUAUAUGCGAUUGGGAUUACUUCUUGGGGAGCGACGUGGAUCCAGGAACAAAUCCCGAGACAGCUGCACAUCUCUAGCCUCAUUGGACGCUCAUACUUUAGCCUCUCACAAUACCAGCCCAGUGUCAACAUUAACUGGUUCAUCAGAAGUAGAUGCUACAACACCACUUGGUAGGGAUUCUUUGGGAUCACUAGCCUCAAUGUCACUCUCUGCCGCCAGCAAUUGUUCAUCAUCAAGUCCUGGGAGCAGACGGCAUUCUGUUAACACUUUACAAAACGGACGAGAGGAAUUGACGCGGAUGUCGAGUGGAUUCUUUAAGAACAGAAAAACAGCAGCACGGAGAUCAGCUCGUGUCAAUAGCAAACAGUCGACAUCUUCAUCAGAAAUAAAGAAAGUUCAUCCAACUCCACAACUGACUUUGCGACCACUAUUCUUUGAAGUGCCGGCAACCAAUAACGACACUUGCUUUUCUGGACGACAUUGGCUUAUGAGAGACAUGGAAAAAGCUUUGGAAUCUUCUUCACCUGGUAUAAUGAUAUCGGGCUGUCCAGGUACGGGCAAAACUGCUUUAAUACUUCAACUAGUCGAAUAUUCAUGUUUCGGCCGCAAAAGGAACUAUCAGUAUCAAGAAUUACGAGAGCAGUCAGAUAUUAGAGAAAUGCUGCCAGAAGAAAUAGCAGCAGGGAUGAUCACACAACUAGCCUCACAAGUUGUUGCUUAUCAUUUCUGCCAAGCAGAUAACAACAGCACUUGCCUUGUUGGCGAAUUUGUACAUUCCCUGGCCGCCCAACUAUGUCAAGCGCCAAGACUACAAGCAUAUAGAGAAUACUUACUAAGUGAACCGCAUUUGCUAUCCUGCCUUUCAUUAAAAGAAUGUAUAGCCGACCCAGACUUAGCUUUUAUGAGAGGCAUUAUAGAACCUCUUAUAAUAUUAAGAAGAAAUGGAAGUAUAGAUUCAAGUAAUAGUAUCAUACUUGUUGAUGGACUUUGUGAAGCGGAAUAUCACCGACCCGAUCACGGUUAUACUGUUGCUUCAUUUCUUAUAAGACAUGUACCAGAAAUGCCAGCGUGGCUUAAAGUUGUAGCAACUAUAAGAAGUCAAUUUCUGGAACUAACAAAGCAACUACCAUACACAAGGUUCAGUCUAAAUGAAUGUGACAAUGUCCAAAAAGAUCUAUUGGAAUAUUUUAAUGCGAGAGUACAAGCAGCCCCAAUAAUAGAAACAAAUAUUAAAAGUUCCACGGGGAAAUCCGAGGGAGUACAUAAUUCGGUCAUGAAGUUUGCCCAAUAUGUUAUUCAUCUCAGUCAAGGAUCAUUCCUGUUUCUAAAAUUAAUUUUAGACCUUCUUGAACGCAGUCAUAUAGUCGUAAAGUCGACUAACUACAAAGUUGUGCCAAUUUCGUUAGCUCAAAUAUUUUUGCUACAAUUCAAUUUAAGAUUCCCCACGGUACAGUCUUUUGAAAAAGUAACCCACAUUCUAAGUGUUUGUCUAGCAGCACUAUACCCUCUCACUUUGGUAGAGAUUUAUUACUCUGUGAAUUCUCUUCUUGUGGACACUUACUUGCCGUGGGAAGAAUUUUGUCACAGAUUUGAAAGCCUUUCCGAUUUCUUGGUAAAAAGAAUCGAUAAUACUUACAUGUUCUUCCACCCAUCAUUCAGAGAAUGGUUAAUAAGACGUGAUGAUAAUGAGAGUCCAAAAUUUCUAUGUGACUUGCGGGCUGGUCACUGUGGUAUCGCUUUUAGACUUUCUAGAGUGCAAGCUCCAUUAGACCCAGAAAAGUCUAUGGAACUGGGACACCACAUUUUGAAAGCUCAUAUGUACAGAAAUAUGGGACCAGCACAAUUAGGACUAUGUCCUAGAGAUUUACAAGCCAUGAUGGUAGCAUCGAGUUCUUCGAAUGUAGGGGAAGCAGUAGCUAAUUUACGUAACGUAUAUACUCCAAAUGUAAAAGUAUCGCGUCUCAUGUUGCUUGCUGGUGGAUCACCCAAUCAAAUAACUGAUUGUCUUGGAAAUGCUCCUCUAUUAUGUAUGUAUGCUUAUCAAGGAAUUAUAUCAAUGGUAGGAUUACUGAUUGAAUUUGGAGCUGAUUUAGAAAUGACAAACUCGCAAGGAUGUUCAGCUUUAUCGUUAGCUUGUCAGAGAGGUCACACCGAUGUUGCCAGGAUGUUAAUAGCAUCUGGCGCAUCUUUAAGUCACACUGAUACAGCCGAACAAACGCCUCUCGUCCACGCAGCAAAGAAUGGUCACAGAGAUACAGUAAUCUACCUACUUGGUUGUCAAACUGGUAAAGACGAUAGAAACUCAAUAGAACUAGACGAAGGCAACAUUGAACAAUUAGUUCCCGGAUCAAGACAUGCUCUGAUAGCGGCUGCUCAAAACGGUCAUUUGGAUAUUGUCGAGUAUCUUCUAGAUACAGCUGAAUUAAUUCCUGACGGUAUUUGUCCAGUAACUGGUGAAACAGCAUUGACAGCUGCUUGCUCUACUGGUAACGCUGCUAUCGCCGAUGCCCUUCUGAUUCGAGGAGCUACGCCGUACUCAUUAAAUGCCAGACAAAUGUCACCUUUGGCUCUAGCAGCUAAAAACGGCAGAACAGCAUUAGUUUUACGACUUCUGGAUUCUGGAGCUGAUGUGAUGGGAUCAAGCGGAAAAAUACCAUUAAUUUUAGCAGCUGCGGAGGGUCAUUCAGAUGUUGUUGAAAUGCUUUUAGGUCAUGGUGCUGAUCCCAAUGCUGUGGAUGGUGAUGGCAUAUCUGCUUUAGGUUGGGCAAGUCUGAGAUCAAGAAUACCCACAGUAGUUAUGCUUUUAGACAAAGGAGCAAAUAUAGAGCAAGCUGAUAGUAGCGGCCGCACACCGUUGGGACUAGCUUGCGGUGGACCUGCAGAGUUAGCAGAACUUCUUUUAGAACGUGGCGCAUCACUAGAACGUGGAGACCACAGUGGCUUACGACCUUUAGAUCGCGCCAUCGGGCAGAGGAAUGUACCGAUAGUAAAUUGCUUUCUACGGAAAGGAGCGAAACUCGGUCCAACGACAUGGGUAAUGGCGUCAGGAAAACCAGAAUUUAUGCUCAUCCUGCUUAACAAACUGCUUGAAGACGGUAACAUAUUGUACCGCAAGAACAGGCCGUCUGAAGCUGCUCAUAGAUAUCAAUACGCCCUCAAGAAGAUCUCUCCUCUCAUCAGUGAUGACGUCACCAACGCCCAAGAACACCUGAAUGUUUUCGUGCAGCUUAAAACCAAUCUGCUACUUAAUUUAUCGAGAUGCAAACGGAAACUUAACGAACCAUCAGAGGCUUUGGAUUUAGCAGCCCGCGCGUCUGUGUUACGUCCGAACGCUUUCGAAUGUUCCUACGCCAUGGCGAGAGCUAUACUUGCUCUGAACAAACCAUCAGAUGCUCUUCCUCAUGCGAGACGAGCCUUACUCCUCGCCCCACAGACAGACCUAUCAGCCAUGAGAACCUUGAAAGCUCUCCAACAAGAAAUUCUGUCUCGUAUUAAUGCCGGUACACAAAGUUUAAACGGCGACACACGGUCUUUGAGAAAUUUUGACAGCAUUAGUCUAAACAUGCCUUAA
Danaus chrysippus (African queen) is the source of this 4608-nucleotide messenger RNA. Lineage: Eukaryota; Metazoa; Arthropoda; Insecta; Lepidoptera; Nymphalidae. The record is from the annotation of a GenBank genome assembly.